GGAAAGAAAAUGCAGCGACAAAACCAAAGAGGAAUAACAGAGACCUUUUUCCGCGGGGAGCAUAAGAGUAUAGAAACCUUGAAAAUGGAGACCCCACUAAGUUGUAGACGUCUUAUUUCAAAAGACAUUCCACUGUACCCCAAAGCUGACAGAGCGGAAUUUCACGUGGACAAAGUCUGUCAUGUAACCACUCCAACAGGCCUGACAGGAAUCAUGGAUCUGAGUGGAUUUACAGCAGGGCAAACAGGGGGUUUCACAUGGUGGGCUCUUCACAUUACAGAAGGGGAAAUUGAGGCAGCAGAGAAUCGCUUCCUUGAAAAGGAACAGCUUUCCUUUGACCCAACAACGGGUCAAGAACAAAGACACAAUCCAUUCCUGAAGGAAUUCACCACCUCCCCUGUCUUCCAAAAGGGAUCUCGGUACGGGAACUUUAAGUUGACCUUCCCCUUGGAGGAUCUCAUGCAGAUGUACACAGAGCAGAUCUGUGAGGGAGAGAAGCCUGUCCUGAGAGUCUAUGAAACCGUGGUUUACAAGCAGGAGAUCAUGUACGUUGUGGUUGUCCACGGUCCAGAUGUGACAGAGUUUGAUGAGUACCCACUUCUUGCUGAUGAGAAUGAUGAGGCAAUAUGCAUUUAUAAAGAUGGUCAAAUUGUCUGGCGUGCAGAAGCAAUAUGUGAAACCCAUACAAAGAAGCUGAUCAUCAACAGAGAGAGUGGAACAGUUGAAACAGAAGAACUUGGACGUGGUUUUGAGUAUUUCAUGUGGGACCAUGUGACCCUGGCAUUCCAUCUGCCAGCUGACCGCACCCUCCCAGUUGAAGAGGGAGUAUUAAAGGAUAGACUCCAAGCAUGUGAGGGUAUCAGACCUUUUCUCCAGGAUGAGUGUUUAACACUAGAGGAGGCAGAAGCAGUAGUCAAUGCCAUAAAGAACUCUAUAUAGGGACAGUGCUAGUGACAGUGCUAUAUGGGGACAGUGCUAUAUGGGGACAGUGCUAUAUGGGGACAGUGCUAUAUGGGGACAGUGCUAGUGACAGUGCUAUAUGGGGACAGUGCUAGUGACAGUGCUAUAUGGGGACAGUGCUAUAUGGGGACAGUGCUAUAUGGGGACAGUGCUAUAUGGGGACAGUGCUAGUGACAGUGCUAUAUGGGGACAGUGCUAGUGACAGUGCUAUAUAGGGACAGUGCUCGUGACAGUGCUAUAUAGGGACAGUGCUCGUGACAGUGCUAUAUAGGGACAGUGCUCGUGACAGUGCUAUAUAGGGACAGUGCUCGUGACAGUGCUAUAUGGGGACAGUGCUAGUGACAGUGCUAUAUGGGGACAGUGCUCUUGACAGUGCUAUAUGGGGACAGUGCUAUAUGGGGACAGUGCUCGUGACAGUGCUAUAGGGGGACAGUGCUAGUGACAGUGUGUUAAGGGAAUUUUUUAUCUAUAAUGACUAAUUAUGUAUACAUUUCAAUCAGGAUGUACUAAUCAGAAUACUAUUAUGUUACUGUAUAUGUACUAAUCAGAAUAAUAUUAUGUUACUGUAUUAUAUUAAAUUAUAUUAAAUUGGUAGGGAGAUGGAUGUGGGAAGGCUGGAGAUACAGCCUUUGUACUGGAACGGAGAUGACACGGGUUGGUGUUUGAGCUAAUGACGUCAUUUUCAGUUUAUAACCUGUGGUAACCUGUAUCGUGGCAGUACUCUCGUGAAUAAAGGCUGCUAUUUGACUUUAA
This is a messenger RNA of Oncorhynchus tshawytscha (Chinook salmon), 1713 nucleotides long. RefSeq lists its product as uncharacterized. The record is from RefSeq and is a predicted model, not a curated record. NCBI's taxonomy places the organism in Eukaryota, Metazoa, Chordata, Actinopteri, Salmoniformes, Salmonidae.